Myotis brandtii (Brandt's bat) is the source of this 1656-nucleotide messenger RNA. RefSeq lists its product as uncharacterized. The transcript is spliced from 3 exons. The coding region runs from base 137 to 1045 and encodes 302 amino acids. The record is from RefSeq and is a predicted model, not a curated record. NCBI's taxonomy places the organism in Eukaryota, Metazoa, Chordata, Mammalia, Chiroptera, Vespertilionidae.
GACAAGGAGAGGGCCAGGCCCGGUCAGUGCGAUCUGGGGAUGGGGUCGGGCUCACUCUGGGCUGGGCUGCUUGUUUGGAGGCGCCCAGCUGGGUCCAUUUCCAUCCUUCUGCAGGGGAUCCCCGCAUGCUCCCCAGAUGGACAGGUGGCAGCUCAGGUCACAGGGAGGCUCCGCGGAGGAGGGAGGCUCAGCUCCCUUGGCUGGUGGGUUCCGGUUGUUCUCUUGUGGGACCCCAUUAGGCCAGAAGUAUGACCACCCUGACGAUCGGUCUGGACCACACCGCGGACGUGUGCCCACGCCGGCACACACACUCAUGCACAGCCUGCAUGCUCCCCUGACUCCAAGACUGGCUCCUGUCCUGGAUCUACAGGUCAGGCAGGAGGGGAGAAGCCAGGACAGGAGGACUGCGGCUUCCCGGCCUGGUCUGUCCCUACCUCUCCUCCCCUGCCCAGAGCUCCCACCCUGGCUCAGCCACUCACUUGCUCAUUCAUUCUCGCCCACGCAAUCUGCCUGCUGGCCAGGCCCUGGUUCGUCUUUGGCAGGAGGGAAUGCCUGGUUUGAGAGGGGCCUGGUCCAGUGGAGAAAGGAUUUCUUUCUUCUUUUUAGCCCCAGGUCUCCUGAGUCUCCCUGCCCCCAAUGUCCAUGCUCGGAGUCAACCUGGGAGGCAGGCAGGGUGGCUCCGCCCCCUCCUCUUCCCGCCCCGCCUGGCACAGUCAUGCUGCCAUCUUGCAGCUUAUCCCACUUCAUCAGCAGUGGGCACCUUACUGCCCAACCAUCUCCUGACCCAAGACCGGAACCGGGGUCGUGGGCUGUGAACAGACUUCCUUGGGUGCUGAGUGCGAGGAAAGAGGAGUUGCUGGGUGGCUUUUUGAAAGUGGCCAGUUCCUAUCCCCUUCCAGUCCCUCAGUGGGCUCUGAGAUGUGGUCACACACGUCCCUGGUUGGACUCUGAGAGAUGUAUGACCUGUGACCUUUCCUUCUCCAAGGGACACCUGUCUUGGACUGAGGGAGCCUCGGGAGCUCAGGACUGCAACACAGUCAUUUGAAACAGCGAGAAAAGCAUUGAGGAAUCUUUUUGGGGAAAGAUAUGGACAACGAUCAAGAAGUACACGGGUCUCUGCAAGCAGAUGCGGGAAGCCACCCCGGGCCUGUUGCUGGGCUCUCUCAGAGGCAAGACAAGGGUGAAAGGCAGCAUAAGAGGAAACUGCUUGGCGGGCUCAAACCAUCCCUGCCUGCUUCAUUCCUGCUCCCCCCCACCAGGUGGCAGGCCCCGCCCCCAUACCUGCCAUUCUGGGAAGCCUCCAGCGUGGCAGGAGCAGGGGUGCGGCCUAAGUGCUCAGUGCCAAAGGGCUGCUGAAAACCUCCGAGAUGCCAACGUGGUCCCUUCCCCUGGAGAAGGUGCCCUUCUGGGAGCCACUUAGAGAAUACUACGUUCAUGACAAUUUUUUGUAUGAAUUAUUCCACCAAGGACGGGUCCGUUCCACAGGGAACUCCCCUUUCCACAGGGUUUCCCAUCCCUGGAAGCUUCCCCAGGGGCAGCAAUCAGAGAGCUAACUAAAGAAACAAGCAGUUAAAACCAACACACACCCUCUCCCGCCAAAGAAGCUCCACACCAGCAGGUGCCAGUCGUGACCAAGUCAGGCGAGGAGCGUGAUGC